Molecule: messenger RNA, 1107 nt
Organism: Fusarium keratoplasticum
Lineage: Eukaryota; Fungi; Ascomycota; Sordariomycetes; Hypocreales; Nectriaceae
Exons: 1
Coding region: 1-1107 (368 amino acids)
Source: RefSeq, a predicted model, not a curated record
AUGGCUGGCCACAGCAAUCUCGUCCAGGCCAUGGCCCUCCUGGUCCUGAGCCUUUCGAUGCUCGUCACCCCAGUCUCUGCCUCGUGGAGCAACCCGAUGGAACACUUCUACUCCACCUACAACCGCGGUCUGCAAGAAAUCAUCCAUAACAACUGCUCCGAGACGUACGCCUUAUAUCUUCAGGAUCGUCACAAUGAGUCCAACGUCAGCCCGGGCCUCCGUAUAUUCAAGAACGACGUAACCAUGACCAGGGAGAUGGUUGAGUGCAUCUUCGAUCAUACCCCCGAGUUCAUCAAGUCCAAGAUGUCUGCCGCUGCCAUCGUCCUCGGCCUUGCACCCACAAUCAUCGCGACUCUCGGCGUCAGGCCGCAGGAGACUGCCAUGGUGUCGGUUGUUGGUCGUCGCCAUUUGCUUGCCUUUGCCCUCGCCGUCGGCUCGCCUGCCCUCAACGCAUACCGAUCGUCCGAGUAUAAUUCCAUCAUCGAGAGUCUCAGGGAAAGAUCACGCCAGCGGCCAGACGCCAUGCGACGACUUGACCCGUUCAUCACGGCCAUAUCAUACUGCCUCGCUGGUGCUUCCAUCGCAAACAUCACAGAACUGACUUAUCGACUUGGAGCCGGAACCAUCUUCAUAGUACUCCCCGAUUCCGAAUACCUGGCCCUUCUCUGGGCCUUUCUCGGCGUCUUCAUCCACUUCAUGGCUGGCAUAGCGUUGCGAAUGCGACUGUCUUCCGAGGUUAAGUCGGUCGAUGAGGAGAUGACACGGGGCUCCUGGCCAGUGAGUGUGGCCAAGGGUCAGGUCGACCUCAUGGCCCGACGUUCCAGGAUCAUCUUCACCGUUCACCCCGAGUCGCUGAGCUUCUUCUCCAUGUCCCUCGUCACCACCAUAGCCACAGCCUGCCACAUCAUAUUUGGCACUAUGGUCUUCUCCAGUAUCCAGUUCGUGUCAAUCAACGACAGCUUGUCCAUUGUUGCACGCCUAAUGGCUAGUGCCAUCGUGUGCCGCAUUAUCGUGACAUAUGAGCUGCUCGUUCUUCGAGAGUCGGUAGAGGAAGCUGUUGAUCCGACAGUUACCACAACAUCGAAACACGUCUUGAGCUUUAAGUAA